This is a messenger RNA of Colletotrichum acutatum, 387 nucleotides long. RefSeq lists its product as uncharacterized. The transcript has 2 exons. The coding region runs from base 30 to 380 and encodes 116 amino acids. NCBI's taxonomy places the organism in Eukaryota, Fungi, Ascomycota, Sordariomycetes, Glomerellales, Glomerellaceae. The record is from RefSeq and is a predicted model, not a curated record.
ACUUCCUUAACCGCUAAACGAUAGCAAUCAUGAAGUUUUUCUCCGUACUUGUGGUUGCUGUAUCUCUCUUCGAGGCUAGCGCCCUCCCCGUUGAGUCAACUGGAGCUGAGAAUCUUAGUCGCGUCAAGAACGCAGCCAAAAUCCCACCAUUCACCGGCGGAGUCGCGUUUCCAAAACGACAGAGCGACAAAGACACAAUCAUUAGAGAAAGAAGCAGAAAGGUUCAGAACCCAGCGAAAGCGCCACCUUUCACAGGAGGAGUUACGUUCCCAAAACGGCAGAGUGAUAAAGAUACGAUUAUCAGAGAAAGAGAUAGAAAGGUCCAGAACCCGGCGAGAGUCCCUCCCUUCACAGGAAGCCCUGCUUUCACUGGUCGUUGAAGUUGGC